AUGGCUGUCUUGAGAUUCACUUUAAGCGAGGAUGGAGUAAGUGUCCUACGGGAUGCACUGUCGUGCCUUGGAAAGUUCAGCGAUGAGGUGUCUCUAGAAGCCAAGAGAGACAAGGUCGUGUUUACCGCCCUGAACGCAUCUAAGUCGGCGUAUGCCGCCGUCACCUUGGCCACGAACCGCUUCUUCUCCAAGUACCAGUAUGCAGGCGUCGCACAACACCGCGAUAAGUUCUUCUGCAAACUCCACACACGGGUGUUGUUGUCUCUCUUCCGGAGUCGAAGUGGAGACCCCGCGCAUGAGAGGGAAAAAGACACCACGAUAGACAGAUGCGAUGUCGUCGUCAUUGAUGAGCCUGGCAAGAAGAGCAGGUUUAUUGCUCAUAUCGUCUUUCGAAAUGGAAUAACUACCAAGUAUCGGCUGCCUUUCGAGGUCACUCCCCCGGUGCAUGCCAAAUUCGAUAUAGCUGGGGCCGUGAAUAGCUGGGCUAUAUCGCCGAGGACAUUGCGUCAACUGAUGGACCACUUUGGCCCUGGAAUUGACUACUUGGACAUUUAUGCCGAAGACGAAGUUGUGAAUUUUACUUGCUUUACUGAGAAAGCUGCCAACGGCGACGAGGUCUUGAAGAAGCCACUGCAAACCUCAAUUGCCGUGGCACAAGACGAGUUCGAUAGCUUCCAGGUAGAAGAGGAAAACCUCCAUAUUGUCAUCAGUGUUAAGGACUUCCGCGCUAUCACGCAACAUGCUUCCAUUUUGGGGGUCGAGGUUCUGGCUCAUUAUUCGACACCAGCCAAGCCUAUGCGGCUCAAAUAUGACGGCGACGGCAUCAAGUGCGAGUAUCUACUAAUGACGGUAGGAGAACGUGGGGUAUCCGGUCAAAAAACCAAGAAGGCUCGAGCAAACGCAAAAGGGCCAGCUGGACCGCAGCUCGAGCAAACAGUCAGCAGGCAUUCACCUGCUCCGAUGACCUCAUCGGCUAAGACGCCGCAGUCUUACCCGAACCCCAUGCCCUCUUUAAGGCCACCUAUAGAGCGUCCAUCCCAGCGGCCUCCUCCGGCCACUCUUGAAUCUGAAUCUCUCUUUGUGCCUCAGGACAACGAUGAACAGUGGGAACCGGUCAAUGUUGAUGAAGACGGAGAGGAUGACGAAAAUGCGCGUUUGGGCUGGGAUACUAGCGGUAAUCCGAAUCCAUCUGCAAUGAAUAUACGUACCGUAAUGAGUAACGAACCAAACGAUUCCCGGCCUAGCGAAAGCAAUCAGUCAGAGCCAGAGUUAACCCAACUAGACCCAACACAGCGUCUUUCUCAAGUUCGUAGAUUCGGCCUCUUUGGCGAAUAG
This is a messenger RNA of Xylaria bambusicola, 1335 nucleotides long. RefSeq names its product Rad9-domain-containing protein. The transcript is spliced from 6 exons. Bases 1 to 1335 code for a protein of 444 amino acids. Gene Ontology annotation, cellular component: checkpoint clamp complex. Lineage: Eukaryota; Fungi; Ascomycota; Sordariomycetes; Xylariales; Xylariaceae. The record is from RefSeq and is a predicted model, not a curated record. Gene Ontology annotation, biological process: DNA repair; mitotic intra-S DNA damage checkpoint signaling; DNA replication checkpoint signaling.